CUCAUUUUCUCAAUUUACUUUUGUUGGGAUAUUAGGAAAUUGGGGAGAAAAAUUAUGGGAGGGAAGGAAAGUUUGAGCUUGAGAAGAUUUGGCAGCUUAGCUCAACGAGGGUUUAGUCUUCUUGUUCGAAUGGAGGUGAAUAUGGCCAGCAUAAUUAUGGCCCCGACUAUCAACUUCUCUGUCAGCAGAAGCAGCAAAAAUUUUAGGAUGACGAAUAAUGUUACUGGACGAGGUCAUGGUAUAAAGGCAAUGCAGAUAGAAAAACCUCUGGAGGAAUUGUACAAUGUGAGAGUUGACAGGAAUGUAGCAGCAGAACGACUGGCGAUUCUUGGGGUUUCAAAAUGGUCUGUGUGGAAGACUGGAAAGUGCAAGUUGCCAUGGGACUGGCAAGUAGACGAAUUAGUGUACAUUGAGGAAGGAGAAGUCAGGGUGGUGCCAGAAGGGAGUGAAAAGUAUAUGCAAUUUGUGGCAGGAGACCUUGUUCGUUAUCCCAAGUGGUUUGAGGCUGACCUCUGGUUCAAUGGUACAUACCAAGAGCGAUAUUGUUUCCGAGCAUAUGGUGAUGACUAGCAAUCCUAAAAUGGCUGUUUUUAGAUCAACAAAAACAACUUUCUAUUUCAGUAUUUUGCGCGUAGCGAAUAUAUCCAAGGAUCCAUAAAUUGUGAAAGGGCAGACAACAUGGAGCAGUUGUGUUAUUCAUCAAGUACACAAUCCAAUCACUGCCAUUCUUUGCAACGUUAAAGGCAUGGUAUUCCUUCUGCAGGCCACUCCAGCCUUUGUAUCGAAUCAUAUGAAUAUCAAGAGCUUCCAUUGCAUGCUAGAUUUAUUCAACCAUCUUAAGCAAAGCAAAGCGGAUGUUGUUAUUUUUAUUUCGGUCUGAGUUAUUGUUGACAUUGCCAUUUUUAUAACUUUGUUCUUCAGACUGUUUAUUCUAUCUGAACUCUAUUGGAAUUGUGGGAUCGGAAGAACACCACAUUUCGUGAUCGUGAAGGUUA
Messenger RNA from Tripterygium wilfordii, 995 nucleotides. RefSeq lists its product as uncharacterized. The transcript has 2 exons. Bases 55 to 570 code for a protein of 171 amino acids. NCBI's taxonomy places the organism in Eukaryota, Viridiplantae, Streptophyta, Magnoliopsida, Celastrales, Celastraceae. The record is from RefSeq and is a predicted model, not a curated record.